AUUGAGUGCAGAUUUUCUGGAGAGGGUGUUCCGAGAAGGCUCUUUUUGCGUCAUUGUUUCGCAGAGCCCCCGGCGGCUAUGGCGAAGUCUGCGUCGAGCUGGUCCUCUGUUUAUUCCUGCUUGGAUCUUUCGAAAUGAUCACCCUAGCUGCUGCCUUCCGCCUGUAGUGUUGUAAGAUAUUGUGGAGAUGUGACGUCACUGCGUCGAAGGAGUCUGGAAAGGAAGUUGAGCUGCAGAUUUGAAGACUUAGAUCCUACAAACAGGAUCCUGGCGUGAGGAUGAGUGAUCGACACUUCGCUGUCUAGAUAUAGUUAGGGUUCGCUUCCUCAUUCUCGCAUUGGGAGAGCUUCAAUGUGGGCAAGUGUACAAUAUUGCAUUCGAUCUGGACCGCCACAUGAUAGCUCUAAGUUUAAUUCAGAGCACUUAGUUUGAGAGCUGAAGAAAUCCUAGAACUGCAGACCGAGAGCUAUGGCGAAUGCUGAGGUGUUCGACUCAUUUUUUCGAAGGGCGGAUCUGGACCGAGAUGGUCGUAUUAGUGGCAGUGAGGCUGUUGGAUUUUUUCAGGGGUCCGGCCUGCCGCAAGCUACACUUGCCAAGAUUUGGCAAUUUAUAGAUCAAAAUCGUGCGGGCUUCCUUUCACGUCAGGAGUUUAUCAACGCGUUGAAACUUGUGACGGUGGCACAGACAGGGAGAGAACUUACUCCAGAGCUGGUGAAAGCUGCCCUAAAUGGUCCUACAGCUUCACAAAUCCCCCCUCCUCGUAUCAAUAUACCAACACCACCUCCCUCUAAUUUUGGUCAGACUCCUCCAGCUCAGACUCCACUUACAGCCCCACAAGUUAAUUAUGGACAGCAGUUCCCGGGCCAAAGCGGUCAUGGUCAGAAAUUUGGUUCACAGGGAGGGUUGGGCCUAUCGCACUCUUCACUGGACAGUGGUAUUUCACCAGGGUCUCAGCUUCAAGGACGUCCCUCUUCUGUUGGAAGUGUGCCUCAAGGGGGAUCUAUAACGCAAGUACCACCCAGGCCAGGUUUUUCUGCUGGUGCUCCGGGAGUGACACAGACCAGGCCUACUUUAGGGGGUCUGAUGGGAAGUUCCUCUCUUCCGUCUGGAGCUCAGUUUUCUACCGGUUCUAGUUUAUCCACUGGACCUGGAUUUCAAUCUUUCAGGCCUGAUUCUCUUGGGCCUACGGGACUAGUACCUACGACCCUUUCCUCGUCAUCCAGUUUAGCUCCUAGACCUUCUGGAGUUUCACAGACACCAAAUCUAGGUUCUGCUUACGGUGCACGACCCCUAAGUGGGCCAGGGGUGACCCCUCAUUGGCCGCAAAUGAGUGCAAAUGAUGUCCAGCGGUACACACGGGUGUUCAGUAAGGUGGACACUGAUCAAGAUGGGAAAAUUACAGGGGAGCAAGCACGCCAGCUUUUUCUUGGCUGGAAACUUCCGAGAGAGGUUCUUAAGCAGGUCUGGAAUCUUUCCGAUCAAGAUGGUGACAGCAUGCUAUCAAUUCGCGAGUUUUGCACAGCGCUUUAUCUGAUGGAGCGAUUCAGGGAAGGUCGACCUCUUCCUCCAAGUCUUCCACCAGGGAUUCACCUUGAUGAUCCCCGUGCUCCUGAAGGACAGAUUCCUGCAGGUCAGCGUCCUGGCUAUGGAAAUUCUAAUUGGCAACAAGGGAACAUGCAACAGAUGGGUCCCGGUUCUGCUCCUAUUCGUCCUACGCUUUUGACUACACCAGCAGGGCAGAUGCAUCUCCAAAGUUUAACAUCCAGCGGUGCAAUUAGCGCUGAACCUCCGAAAGAUGCCUUUGGAGAAUUCAAUUUUUUGAAUAAAAAGAAGCCAUCUUAUAAAGAAUUGCCAAGUUCCAUGCCUGGUCCGAAUUCCAUGCCAAAAGAGAUAGAAGUUUCUGUGAAUAAAGUUACCACAGAUAGGAGGAUGAUGGAUCAAAGAGAGAAGUCAGCGUAUUAUCGAACCAAACUUCAAGAAAUUGUUUUGUUCAAAAGUCGUUGUGAUAAUAAGCUAUCAGAGAUUACGGAGAAAGCUGCUGCAGACAAGCGAGAGGUGGACUCAUUGGCAAAGAAAUACGAUGAAAAGUUCAAAGCUGCCGCAGAAGUGAAUGCUCAGUUAGCUGUUGAGAAUGCGAAUCUUCGAGAUGCCCAGGAGAAGAAGAGGGAGCUUCAAGAUGCUCUUUUCAAGAUGGAACAUGGUGGUGACCCUAAUGCCCUUCUUCAGAAACGAGCAGACCACAUUGCAACUGACUUGGAUAAGUUAAAGAAGGCACUCCGUGAUCGUGGUCAACUUCUAGGCGUGGAGGUCAAACAAAAAAUCCCCAAGGAGAUGCCGUUUGGCUGGAUGAAAAAUCUCGAGGAGAAAGCUGCUGAAUGGGAUGACUGGGAUGAUCUUAUGGAUCGUGACUUCUCUGUGAUUGAAGAUCUGACAGAUCAGUCGACCACCGCGGACAAGCCUUCUGCUGCCGCCAGUUGGGGUAAAGAGGAAAACAAUUCAGCAAAGAUUGACUCUUCUCCUGCCUCUGAUACCAACACCAACCAAGGAAAGGAAGUUUCUUCUACCCCUGAGCCAUGUGUUCCAGACAAAACUUUCCAAACCCCCAAUGAAGUCUCACCAACAAACGAAGCCGAGGUUUCUGCAAGUGCUAUUUCGGCUUUAAAGCCUUCCUCUGAUGUAAAAGCUGAACUUACCUCAUCAGUUCCAGCAACCAAAGCCAGUGGAAGAUAUGCAAAUAUAACAGAGUCGCAGGAGUUUGGAUCAUACUUGUUUGACGGUUCAACACCUGCAAGUUCUCCUACGAGCAGUUCGGAAGUUGGGCGUGGGUCUUUCACACCAGAUGCCUUCGCUGGAAUUGGUUCUUCUUGGGGAUUUGGAUCCAACGAGGAUGAUGUAGAUUCGGGUCCCCGGGCUUCGUGGGGUCAACCGAGUAAUCCGCCCAGCACUCAGGCUUCUUUCGAUGUGACAAAUUCUCGUACUGGAACGCGAUUUAGCAAAUCAUCAGGUUCCUUCGACUUAGGCUCACCGCGAACUUCAAGUGUUGAUGGAACUUCUAGCCCCGUAAGGGCCGCAGAACGAAAUGGGACCAACCAAAGUCAUGACUUUGAUUCCUUCGGAGUUUUUGGCUCCAAAGAUUCUAACAAGUUGUCCUCAUUGUUUGGAGGAAAUUUAAGCCCUAAAGCUGCUGCUACACCUUCUUUAUUUGGUGGCAGCCCUAAAGCCUCUAAGCAGGAUGGUGAUUUCAGCAGCUUCUCGAGAUUUGAUUCUUUUGGACCUGGAGAUGCUGUAGCCCCACCCAGAGCUUCAGCAGCAGGUGGAGAUCAUCCCAGCAGUCUUUUUAACCGAUUCGACUCAUUCAACAGCGUCCAAGGUGAUGGAGCAAGGGGCAGUGGCUUUCACUCAGAUGAUGAAUCAAAUAUUUUCUCUGCGCCCAAACCUUUUAGUGCGAAACAGUCACAUGUAUCUGAUGGCUGGAAAGCUUUUUAGACAACAGUGUAGUUCAUGUUUGCCUCCGAUUGUAUGCUGCUUCCUGCUCUAGCACGCCUAGAUAGUCUUACUGUUUUGUGGCUGCAACUAUUACUUCACAAGUGUCCCCACCAUUCACAUUCCACAACUUGGUUUGAAUGAAGGUUUGGUUCAGUUCUCUUCAUCCCAGAGCUUUGUCAUUUGGACAUCAAUCCUUUCUUUGGCCUAGAUAGUAGAUUUCUAUUCUUUUGUUUCUACACCUUGAUUUCGAGUAAAUGAUAUCGAACACGGUUGUAGAGUUAUGCGAAGGAAUUCUC
This is a messenger RNA of Physcomitrium patens, 3782 nucleotides long. RefSeq lists its product as uncharacterized. Gene Ontology annotation, biological process: endocytosis; endosomal transport. Gene Ontology annotation, molecular function: protein binding; calcium ion binding. The record is from RefSeq and is a predicted model, not a curated record. Gene Ontology annotation, cellular component: plasma membrane; cytoplasm. Lineage: Eukaryota; Viridiplantae; Streptophyta; Bryopsida; Funariales; Funariaceae.